CUCUAAGAUCCCAGCAUUCCCUUCGCGCCGCCACCAAGAUGGCGGCGCCCAUGCUGCGGUGCCUUUCCCGGGGCAGGUGGUGUGGUACCCCAGGCCGGUCAGGAGUCCUGCCCCUGGGGCUGCGUGAGGCGCACUCGGGCGCUCAGGGGUUGCUAGCAGCGCAGAAGGCUCGGGGUCUGUUCAAGGAGUUCUUCCCCGAGAGGGGUACGAAGAUAGAGCUCCCAGAGCUCUUCGACCGGCGCACGGCGGGCCACCUUCCCCAGACCAUCUACUGCGGCUUCGACCCCACGGCCGACUCGCUUCAUGUGGGGCAUCUGCUGGCGCUGCUGGGCCUGUUUCACUUCCAGCGAGCCGGCCACAACGUGAUCGCGCUGGUGGGAGGCGCCACGGCGCGCCUGGGCGACCCGAGCGGCCGCACCAAGGAGCGCGAGGCGCUGGAGGCAGAGCGCGUGCAAAGCAACGCGCGCGCCCUGCGCCAAGGGCUCGAGGCCCUGGCGGCUCAUCACCAGCAGCUCUUCACGAAUGGGCGGACCUGGGGCAGUUUCACGGUGCUGGACAACUCCAGUUGGUACCAGCAGCAGCACCUGGUGGACUUCCUAGCGGCCGUGGGCGGCCACUUCCGCAUGGGCACCCUGCUGAGCCGGCAGAGCGUCCAGACUCGGCUCAAGAGCCCCGAAGGCAUGAGUUUGGCUGAGUUUUUAUACCAGGUGCUCCAGGCCUAUGAUUUCUACUACCUGUUCCAGCGUUAUGGGUGCCGGGUCCAGCUGGGCGGGUCUGAUCAGCUGGGCAAUAUCAUGUCCGGAUACGAGUUCGUUCACAAGUUGACUGGAGAAGAUGUAUUUGGAAUCACUGUUCCUCUAAUUACAAGUACUGCUGGAGCAAAACUGGGAAAGUCUGCUGGUAAUGCUGUUUGGCUCAACAGAGAUAAGACAUCUCCGUUUGAAUUAUAUCAGUUCUUUGUCAGGCAGCAAGAUGAUUCAGUAGAAAGGUACAUACACAGAAAACAAAAGUACAAAAACAUGCUUGGGAAGGAUGACACAAAUUUAGAGUACCUGAAGCUCUUCACUUUUCUGCCCCUUCCAGAGAUUGACCACAUAAUGCAUCUGCAUGUCAAAGAGCCAGAGAAGCGGGGUCCUCAGAAACGACUGGCUGCAGAAGUAACAAAGCUUGUUCAUGGACAAGAGGGGCUGGAUUCUGCUAAAAGGUGUACACAAGCCCUUUAUCAUAGCAGCAUUGAUGCCCUGGAGGUCAUGUCUGACCAAGAGCUAAGAGAGUUGUUUAGGGAAGCUUCAUUUUCUGAAUUAGUCCUUGACCCUGGGACAAGCAUCCUAGAUACAUGCCGGAAAGCAAAUGCCAUUCCAGAUGGUCCCCGAGGGUAUCGGAUGAUAACAGAAGGCGGAGUCAGCAUAAAUCACAGACAAGUAACAAACCCUGAGAGCAUUUUAGUUGUUGGACAACAUAUUCUUAAAAAUGGACUUUCGUUACUAAAAAUAGGAAAAAGGAAUUUCUACAUUAUAAAAUGGCUUCAGCUAUGAUGAAAAAUCCUUCUGCUUAUUCAAACAAACUUAUCCAUCAUUCUCAAGACUUGAAAGACUGGCUCCUGGACUUAUGCCUUCACUUAUGCCAAUCACAACAACAGAGAAUGGAGUAUACUCUAGGUCUCACAGUGUGAGUAAUUUCAUUAUUUAUAUAGGUUAGUCAAUAAAUAAGUUGUUUAUGUAAUGAUGGGAUAUUUUCUGAUCCACAAACAUUAAGGACUGACAUAGAAAACCAUGAUUUCCCGGGUUAAUCAUCUCUCAAACAUUUUACUUAGGGACCAGCCCAGUGGUGUAGCAGUUAAGUGUGCGCGCUUGCUUCGGCGGCCUGGGGUUUGUAGGUUCGGAUCCCAGGUGCCAACUGAUGCACCGCUUGUCAAGCCGUGCUGUGGUGGCAUCCCAUAUAAAGUAGAAGAAGAUGGGCACGGAUGUUAGCCCAGGGCCAAUCUUCCUCAGCAAAAAGAGGAGGAUUGGCAUUGGAUGUUAGCUCAGGGCUAAUCUUCCUCACCAAAAAAAAAAAAUUUACUUCCUGAAAAAACUAAAUGCUGUCAUUCCUAUCCUACUUUUCUUGCUUUCCUUUUUGGGGAUGAGGAGGAACGACAAACAGAUGACUUGGCACAGUCUACAAAACUGGUGUGUAAGGAGUUGCGGAUAGUAAGGUUCAGUACUAUCUGCCGUUUCAGGCAUCCACUGGGGAUCUUGGAACAUAUCCCCCUGGAUAAAGGGGACUACUGUACUUUUAUAUCAGUUAUCUCUCUCUCACUGAUCUCACUAGUAUUUUAUAUCAUCAUUCUAAAACUAGCAAUGCCCCUAGUGUCCACAUUAGAAAUGGGAAUUCUAGUAUUGGGAACUUAUAAAUUUCUGAUUUCUUUGUUGUUUAGGAAGGAAAUAUAGUUCUUAAAAAGGAGAAAAGUUAGAUGAAGCCAUAGUUGGCAUUAGAAAUCACAGUAGAAAUAGUUUCUUUUCAAAGCAAAGAACAAAAAUCAGUACUUGACUUUUCAGAAAGUUUCUAAUUCAGUUUUCCAGUCCCUUGCCUGUGUUGCAGUAUAAUUAAAUUUAAACCCUUGUUUUGUCAGAUUACUAAGGUAGCAAUAUUUUAUAAAUUUGGAAACUUUUAUAUUAGUUUUAAGUUUCAACUUCUGUCCCCAAGCAGAUUGCAACUUGAGAUAAACUGAAAAGUUAAGUAACCAAAGAGAGAAAAUAGAGGCAAAUAUUAUACCAAAUAUCCAAUCAUAUGAGAAUAUCAAAAGAUAUUCAGGUGAGGGAAGUUUUCAGGUUAAGUUGAAAGGAUACGGAAGCAAGACUUAGUUAAGCUUUGCAUACAUUAGACAAGUUAAUUCUCCAGAAUUGUUUCCACAUCUGAAAAAUCAAGGUAAUAAACAGCACCCUUCUUUCCCUGAGGAUCAAAUGACACACACAAACACAAAAUGGUUCAAAAUCAGAUUUCUUCUGGAAGACCUUAACAGGCAGCAAAGCAUGGCUUUGGUGGUCAAAUUCUAGCCAUUCACUACCUGAAUUACUUGAAGUGGGUCACUGUCUUCAUAUGCAGAAAUGGAGAUGUGACAAUACCUCAGUGAAUUGAGAGAAUAGGAAAAAAGUCCUAAAAAUUCAUACAGUAUAAGCUGUAUUGUUAUGUUCCAAAGUAGAUUUAUAUGUUAAAAAGCUAUAGUUAUAAGCCUUUCUCUGGGAGUAAAGUUAGGAAGAAUUCAUUUAUUGACAAACUUGUAUGUCAUUUCAUAUCAGCAAUUUUAUUUACAUAGCAAGAACAUACAGGUAUAUGUCAGAGAUCAUCUCUACAUUUCAGAACUUCAAUUUGAGGACCAACAAAGGAAGGUUUUCUCUGUCCAUACCUUUCUUGCCUCUGUUUUUCUCUAUACAAGGUGUGUAGUACUAGCAAGUGCAUUACUUUAAAACAUUUUCAAUUUGAAAUCUGUUUGAUAUGCUGGAGAAAGUGCUUUAAUUAUAAGGUUUUUUUUCCCCCCUUACAAAUUCAGAAGGCUAGAAUGCUAGUCAUCUGAUCUAGCUGAAAUAAGUAAAUAUGGAUGGCUAUAAGUUCAAAACUGAUGUUUAAUGAUGGCAGAGUGAUUUUACAGUGUGCUAACAAACAUUUCGGUAGCAUAUAUUCUGUCAAGAUGGUACUGACAGAUUCAAAGUAGUACCAUAUGAUAGCAUAUUGAACCUGGUUUUUUAUGUUGGAGAUCAGUUGCUGAGCCUAUUGUUUCUUAGUAAAUGGGUACCAUAAGCAAAAGUAAACAGACGUAUUCAUCUUGUCCCUGCCAAUAGUCCUUCAUAAAUGUCACAACUAAAAAGAAAUUGUAAUAUCUGCAAUAUAUAAUUUACUUAACAUGUUAUGUUAGAGAUGGAGCUAGAGGCCUUAAGGAUUUCGAUCCAUAUCUUACAAUUUAUAAUACAAUUCAUAUUCAACAAUCACCUGGGGGAUUUUAAUAGAACGUAUAUAUGUCCUAAACGUCACCCCUACCCCAUGAAUGCAAUUUAGUAGUCUGUAAGCCUUUAGGGGUGUAUGUCCAGAUGUUUUUCUUAUUUAAAUAAUAAGGCUCCACCAGUAUUCUUAUACCUCUAUUCUAAUGUUAUUUUGUUGGUGUUCGUGUGACUCAACAGUAACUUAUUACCAACUAAUACUUAUAGAGAGAAGAUACACUUCAAUGAUUAACAUAGUAUUUUGGUUUUUUAAGUCCCACCUCCAAGUGAAUCUUGGAGCAUGGUGUAAGUGCCCUAAUUUAAAGAUGGAUCUGAGUAACUACUGUUAUAUUUGGAAACCAACGGGAAUUUAUUAGAACUCUAAAAACUAAAAAGGAACUGGUCUUACUAGAUAUUCAAGCCUAGAUGGUUGUUUUUAAUACAGGAAAACAUAACUUAUGCUUCCAGAUUUAAGUAAAAAUCAAAGAUAUUUAAUUUUUAAUGCACUCGGGCAACGUGGACCCAGAAAUGGAAGGGUUGCGUAGCUACACAUCAUGCACACUGCAUCACUGUCAAUGUUACUGAUCGUCUUGUGUGUUCAGUUUUCUUAGUAACAUGUCAAAGGUUGCAGAGAAGCUCAAUAAAACUAAAUCAAAGGACAGGUGGAAUACAGUGACUAUGUGAGUAACUUGUCAACCCACAUCUUUCAAAGCCAGAUUGGUUUAUACAGUGCAUGCAUUAUAGUCGUAUGAAAUGUUGUCUUGGUGCGUUCUUGAAGGACUAUGGCAGCGGCUUUAAGAUUA
Diceros bicornis minor is the source of this 4756-nucleotide messenger RNA. RefSeq names its product tyrosyl-tRNA synthetase 2 (gene YARS2). The record is from RefSeq and is a predicted model, not a curated record. The coding region runs from base 39 to 1535 and encodes 498 amino acids. Gene Ontology annotation, cellular component: mitochondrion; cytosol. Gene Ontology annotation, molecular function: RNA binding; tyrosine-tRNA ligase activity; ATP binding. The transcript has 6 exons. Gene Ontology annotation, biological process: tyrosyl-tRNA aminoacylation. NCBI's taxonomy places the organism in Eukaryota, Metazoa, Chordata, Mammalia, Perissodactyla, Rhinocerotidae.